AUGAUUCCACCACAGUACGACGCGCCUGAGCGCGUAGUUCAGCUCUGCCAGGAGCUCGAGGCUGCCACCAAGCUCAAGAAGGAAGGAAGGUCCAGAAAAUUCGUCAAUACCGUCUCCAACACCUCGCAGGCCAUCACCAGCUGGAAGUUCAAUGAGUGGGACUACGGAAAGUCCCACAAGGUGAAGUUGCCAAUUGAUGCUAGAGGUCUCUUCACCAUCAACGACAGCACCAUCGUGGUCAGAGGCUAUGACAAGUUCUUCAACGUGGGAGAAUUGAAGAUCACCACCAGGGAAGACAUGCUCGAAAACACGAAAGGACCAUACGAUGUCACAUUGAAGGAGAAUGGAUGCAUCAUCCUCAUUGGUGGCCUCAGUACUGGCGAGCUUGUGGUGUGUUCCAAGCACUCCACGGGAGCCAGAGACAAUUUGACGACCAACCAUGCACUUGAAGGAGAGGCGCAGGUCAUACGACAGUUGCAACGGAUGAACAAAUCGCCACAGGAGUUGGCCAAGUUUCUCUUCGACCACAACUUGACGGCUGUGGCCGAAUUGUGCGACGACUCGUUCGAGGAACACGUUUUGCCCUACUCCAAGGACCAGGCUGGUCUCUAUCUCCAUGGACUCAACUACAACACCAUUGUGUUCUCCACGGUGCCAAUUGACCAGGUCAACGAGUUUGCAAAGGAAUGGGGCUUUCACACCAUCGAAUCGCUUCGCUACGACGAUUUUGGUGCGUUGUUCGAGUUUCUUGACGAAUGUGCCAAAACAGGAACGUACAACGGGAAGGAAGUGGAAGGGUUUGUGAUCAGAUGCAAGAGCAGCGAGUCCAGGGACUUUUUCUUCAAGUUCAAGUUCGAACAGCCGUAUUUGUUGUACCGUCAGUUCCGUGAGGUUACCAAGCAGUACCUCUUGGCUGACAAGCCAGUGUCACUCAUCCGGUUGAAGAAGAACAAGUACAUCACCCGCCAGUACCUCCAGUUUGUGGAGCAAUUGUUCAAGGAACAGCCAGCGUUGAAAGAAAGCUUCGCCAAUGGCAAGGGCAUCAUCAAGACCAGAGAACUCUUUUUGGAACACAUCAACGAGUCCCAGGGUAUCAACUUGUUGAACAUCGACAAGUUGCACGAAGGGAUGGAGAAUUUGAAGGUCACAGACACCGAGGGAAAGACCAAGCUAGUUGUAAUUCCUGUCGCUACUAUUGCAUGCGGAAAGACCACUGUUUUCCAGACGUUGAUCAACUUGUUUCCGCAAUGGUCUCAUGUUCAGAACGACAAUAUCUCCAAAAGUGCCAAGGUCAAGCUUGCCGAGCUGUGCAUAAAGCAGUUGCAAAUCAAGCCGGUGGUCUUGGUCGACAGAAACAACUCGGAGUAUCGCGAGAGAAGCCAACUUUUCCGUGACUUCGACAGUAAGAGGUCCAAGUAUAUUGACGAAGACGUGGAUUUCCAAUACAUUUGCAUCAAUUUCAUCGAUAACGUGGACAAGAAAGAGCUCUGGGACAUCACAUUGGACCGCAUGAAGGCUCGAGGUGAUAACCAUCAGUCUAUCAAGUUCAAUACCGACGAGAACUUGGCUGUGAAGGUGAUGAAGGGAUUCAUCAGCCGGUUCCAGCCUGUUCAGACGACCAAAGAGCCGGACUCGGGCUUCGACUUGGUGAUCAACUUGAAGCUCCACCGUCACGACUCUUCUAAGGAGAACGUCAAGACCAUAAUCGAGCAGAUUGCUGCCAAGUAUCCCUCGGUUAUAGAAAAGGUUCCUAGCGACGACGAGAUCGACGUAGCCUUUCAAGCUGCUUUGGCGUAUCAGCCCACAUUCGUCAAGGUCAUGUCGAAGCCAAAGGACCCCUCCUACUACGGAGUAGCAGUGGAGGUCCCCACGUUGAUGGAGUACAUCAAUUCGGUGGCGGCAGAGCACCAGCAGUGGAACGAGCUCCAAAAACUCGACAGAGUGCAAAAAGAAUUCCACGUUACUUUGGGACACUCAGGCUCGGCAUCCAGCGCGGCAUUGAAACAGAAGUGGAAAAAGCUCGUCAAAUGCUUGCCUGCAAAGUAUGAACAGGUGAAGAAGAAUCCCUUGGAGUUUUAUGCCGACCUCCAGUUGGGCAGUGUCGUGAUUGCAAAGGAUCGACUCGUGUGUGUAACAGCCAAUGCACUCAAGUUCUACGACAAGGACUUGAAGCCGAUCGAACUCGAGACUCUCAACAAGCAUUUGCACAUCACCAUCGGUACUUUUGCACCCAAAAUUAGACCUGUUGAAUCCAACACCAUCUUGGGCCUGCUUCACGCGAAGGUGCAGAAGCUUACUCCCGGAAAGUACGAGGUGGACGGCACCGACGUCGAGGUGCUUGGGUCCACCCGGGUGUUGGCCAAGCAACAGAUAUUUGCAUUCUUCUAG
Molecule: messenger RNA, 2388 nt
Organism: Suhomyces tanzawaensis NRRL Y-17324
Lineage: Eukaryota; Fungi; Ascomycota; Pichiomycetes; Serinales; Debaryomycetaceae
Gene: LIG1
Product: tRNA ligase
Exons: 1
Coding region: 1-2388 (795 amino acids)
Biological process (GO): tRNA splicing, via endonucleolytic cleavage and ligation
Cellular component (GO): nuclear inner membrane
Molecular function (GO): RNA ligase (ATP) activity; phosphoric diester hydrolase activity; ATP binding
Source: RefSeq, a predicted model, not a curated record